This is a messenger RNA of Racocetra fulgida, 232 nucleotides long. NCBI's taxonomy places the organism in Eukaryota, Fungi, Glomeromycota, Glomeromycetes, Diversisporales, Gigasporaceae. The record is from the annotation of a GenBank genome assembly.
AUGAAAAAGGUUUUGUCAUCAACUGAGGCUCCAAAAGGUUAUAGUAAAGAAGAGAGCAUAUCAGAUUCAUCAGUAAUUCCAGGUCUUUUGAAUGAUGCACUUGCUGGUUCUAUCAUGGGGUUCACUGAAACAGGAUACAUGUGGGAAAGCCUAUUUCAAAUAUACAUAGAAUAUUUUGUUAGUUCUAUUCCGCCUGCACGUUCUGUUUUGUUAAUUCUAGAUGGUCAUAAAA